Messenger RNA from Wasmannia auropunctata (little fire ant), 2524 nucleotides. RefSeq names its product pyruvate dehydrogenase phosphatase regulatory subunit, mitochondrial-like. The record is from RefSeq and is a predicted model, not a curated record. The annotation marks the transcript as partial. Gene Ontology annotation, cellular component: mitochondrion. The transcript has 10 exons. NCBI's taxonomy places the organism in Eukaryota, Metazoa, Arthropoda, Insecta, Hymenoptera, Formicidae. Gene Ontology annotation, molecular function: protein binding; oxidoreductase activity.
ACCUUGGGUAAAGAAGAAUUGAAGAGAUUACAUCCUUAUUUACAUGUUGAUGAUAUAGAAGGAGCAAUUUGGGUACCAGAAGAUGCUGUUGCAAAUCUAAAUGCAAUUUGCGAAGUUUUAGCAAAAUUGGCAAAGCAGGGAGGAGCACGAUAUGUUGAGCACUGUCGUGUAGAAGGAGUAAAAACUGAAAAAGGUGCUGUUAAAAGUGUCAAGACUGAAUAUGGUACUGUUUCCUGCCAAUAUUUUAUUAACUGUGCCGGAAUGUGGGCUCGUGAAUUAGGAUUAAAAUGUACACCACCAGUUCGAAUUCCUGCGUAUCCUGCGGAACAUUUAUACGCAAUCAUACCACCUUUAUCAUUAGAAAUCAGUGCUUCUCUUCCUUAUAUACGAGAUUUUGAUUCAUACUCAUAUAUGAGAGAAUGGGAAGGUGGAUUCUUACUUGGCUGGUUUGAAUCUGAUGCAAAACCCGCGUUUGGCAGCGGUCAAGUUCCUUCAAAAGAUUGGACAAAACAUGUGAAAAGUGAUCCAGCUCAUUGGCAGCCGUUAUGGGAAAAAGUUAUACAUAGAUUACCAAUCUUAAAAGAAAUAAAACAUCCAAAUAUAUAUAAUUGCCCUGAUAAUUUUACUCCAGAUGGUAGAUGGAUAUUAGGAGAAAGUCCUGAAGUAAAGAAUUAUUUUGUUGCUGUUGGAAUGAAUGGUAAUUCAUUGCAAGGUGCUGGUGGAAUUGGUAAAGAAAUCGCCGAAUCAUUAAUAAAUGGCGAAUCGACACAAGAAGUACUACCGUUCAAUGUGCAAAGAUUUCUAGAUUUACACAACAAUAAACAAUAUCUACAACAGCGAAUGAAAGAAGUGGUUGGUCGAAAUUAUGCUAUUUUAUAUCCUCAUCAAUCUGAGUAUAAAUAUGCCCGAAAAUUGCGUUGUUCACCUUUGUAUUCCGUUUUGGAAGAACGUGGUGCAAUUUUUGGUGUAAAAAUGGCUUAUGAACGUCCACUUUACUUUGAUCCUACUUAUAGACGAGGACAGAAAAAACCGAUUAUGCCCAAAGGCAGCUUUUAUAAACCAAAAUUCUUUGAUUUUAUGAAGGAUGAAUUUCAAGCGUGUAGAGAAGGCGUCGGGAUAAUAGAUAUGAGUUCAUUUUCGAAAAUUGAAAUUAAAUCUAGUCAUGGAGAAGUGGUAAAGUAUCUACAACAAUUAUGUUCUAAUGAUGCUAAUAUACCAGUUGGCGGAAUAGUUCAUACAGGAAUGCAAAAUGAGAAAGGUGGUUAUGAAAAUGAUUGCAUGUUAGUACGACAAGGAGAAAAUAGCUAUUUCAUGGUCUCACCUACAUCACAGCAGACACGUAUUUAUCAAUGGAUGUCUAGACAUUUGCCAGCAGAUCAUUCAGUAGGUCUUAAUGAUGUGACUUCAAAAUAUACAGUGAUCAAUAUAGUAGGUCCCAAAGCUACUGACCUACUUUCUGAAUUAUCCAAUUCUGACAUCAAUCUUUCACCCUUCACUUAUAAGACAGUAAAUGUUGCAUAUGCUUCGGACGUUAUGGUAAUGGCAUUUACACAUACGGGUGAAUCUGGUUAUUGUCUCUACAUACCUUCGGAAUAUGCACUGCAUGUUUAUUCAACACUAAUGGCUGUAGGUAAAGAUUAUGGUGCAAGAGAUGUUGGUGUACUCACACAACGUUUUAUGAGAAUAGAGAGAUUUAUUCCGUUUUGGGCUGAAGAAUUGACACCGUAUGUUACACCAUAUGAAGCUGGAAGCGGUUACAGUGUAAAAUUGGAUAAAGGUUCUUUUAUUGGCAAAUCUGCUUUAAAACAGCAGAAGAUACAAGGAGUAACAAGACGACUAGUUCUAUUUGUUCUUGAUGGCAUGGACUUGAACAAAGAUGUAUGGGCGUGGGGUGGUGAACCAUUAUAUCGGAAUGGUGAAUUUGUUGGUACUGUUACAUCAGCUGGUUAUGGUUUUGUAACAGAGAAACUCAUUUGUCUUGGAUUUAUUAGUCUUCCUGGAACAGAAUCUAAACAAGAAACCAAAAUUAUCACAACAGAUUUUAUAAUGGAUCCAACAACAUGUUAUGAAAUUGAUAUUGCCGGAACUAAAUUUCCUGCUAAACCACAUAUCCAUCCAUUGCCCAUACCAAUAAGCAGUAAAUUAAACAAAAAAUAUAUUCCUACUCCAGUUAUCUCGUACCAAAGUGACGUUUCACGUUAAAAAUAAUACUCUAGUCUCUAGUCUAAUACUAGUCACUUUUGUUAUCUGUUCAAAAUUUAAUAAAUAUGUUAUUUGUGAUUUUAUAUAAAUUAUAAAAAUAUUAGCAACUCUUAAUAUUAUUAGUUAAUAAUUUUAUUUAUUAGUAAUUUUAAUGGAUUGUUUUUAUUUAUUAAAUACAUAUAGUCUGAAACAACUCUUAUUUUACAAUGUAAACUGUUGCAAAUCUACAUUAAUAGAUCAUUCAUUACGCCAAAUGUAACAUUUUCAUUAUAUUUGUAGAAUAAUAAUUGUAGAAAUAAAUUUUUUUUAUUUUUAGGUCAAA